Drosophila innubila is the source of this 1160-nucleotide messenger RNA. RefSeq names its product phospholipase A1-like. The record is from RefSeq and is a predicted model, not a curated record. Gene Ontology annotation, biological process: lipid metabolic process. Bases 97 to 1122 code for a protein of 341 amino acids. Lineage: Eukaryota; Metazoa; Arthropoda; Insecta; Diptera; Drosophilidae. Gene Ontology annotation, molecular function: lipase activity. The transcript has 2 exons.
GAGCGAUGAAGAUGAUUAAUUUCACAUGUUCCUGGGUUGGGACUAUAAAUAGACGGGAGACUCUUCCCGAAAGUCACUAUCACUUGUAAUUUCAAUAUGAAGGCAGUUUAUAUUCUUGGACUCAUAGCACUGGCUAUAGCCUCAGUUGGUGCUAUUCCCGAAGAGGAUCGCGUUAACGGCGAGAAUGGCUGGUAUAUACCACAAGAAGACGGCUCCUUUGAGUGGAUGGAUCUAGACGACGCCGAAGACUUGCUGGAAAAUGGCCAAAGGAUGGAUGGACGCCUCAGUACUAAUGACGUAUCCUUCUACCUUUACACCAAGUCCAACCCCACGAAACCACAGCAAAUAAAAACUAAGGGCUCAUCUGUGAAGGACUCAAACUUUAACAAAAAUCAUGGCACUCGCAUUGUUAUCCACGGCUGGACCCAAGGCUAUAAGGACUCGAUGAACACGGCAAUCACCAAGGCCUGGUUGUCCAAGGGUGAUCACAAUGUCAUCAUUGUGGACUGGGCCCGUGCUCGUUUUGAAUACGCCACCGCUGUUCUUGCUGUGCCCGGAGCUGGUGACAAAGUAGGAGACAUGAUCAAGUAUUUGGUCAACAGUCACGGCAUGUCCUUGGAUAGUCUUUAUGUUAUCGGUCACAGCUUGGGAGCUCAGGUUGCAGGCUACGCUGGCAAGGCCGUUGGCAAAGGCAAGAUCCACACCAUCAUCGGUCUCGACCCCGCCCUCCCCCUGUUCAGCUACAACAAGCCAAACAAACGCCUCUCCUCCGACGAUGCCCAUUAUGUGGAGUCCAUUCAAACCAACGGCGGCAAAUUGGGUUUCCUUAAGCCCAUUGGCAAAGGUGCUUUCUAUCCCAAUGGCGGCGAGAAACAACCCGGCUGUGGACUUGAUGCCACCGGCUCCUGCUCCCACAGUCGCUCCGUGACCUACUACGCCGAGGCUGUCACCAGGGAUAACUUUGGUACCAUCAAGUGCAGUGACUACGAGGAUGCCGUGGCCAAGAAAUGUGGCAGCACCUACAGCAGCGUUCGUCUUGGUGCCGAUACCAAUGCCUACAUGGUCGAUGGCGAUUUCUAUGUUCCUGUCAACAGCAAAGCUCCAUUCGGCAAUAUCAACUAAAUGGACUCUUCAAAUAUAGAGUAAUAAAUGCACAUAUA